Acanthosepion pharaonis is the source of this 1722-nucleotide messenger RNA. The record is from the annotation of a GenBank genome assembly. NCBI's taxonomy places the organism in Eukaryota, Metazoa, Mollusca, Cephalopoda, Sepiida, Sepiidae.
AUGUUGCAUUUUCAAAUUUUCAUUUAUGUCUGUUUUUUUUUCUUUUUAUAUUUCUUUCUUUUUCUUAACUUUAACAUUAUAUUUUUUCCUUUCUUUAUUCUUUCUUUUUUCUAUUUUCUUUUUGAAUUUUUCUUUCAUUUUUGUUUCUUUUACUUUUUCUUAUUUCUCCUUCUGUUCGCACUGUUUUCAUCUGUUUCUGUUUUGAUCUCUCUAUUUUCUCCUUUCCCUCCCUAUUCUCUCUAUUUUUCUCUGUCUAUUCUCUCCCUCUCUCUCCCUCUCGCUCCCUCUCUCUCCCCCCUCUCUCUCUAUCUCUCUAUUCAGUAUUUUUUUUGUUCGUUUCUCUGUUUCUUCUUUUCUCACUUGAUAUACAACCAGAAGUGCCUCCCACUCCGGCUUUCUUUCUUUCUCUCACUCACUCACUCAUUCUCUUUCUCUUUCUUUGUCUCUCACUCUCUCAUCCUUUCUCUUUUUCUUUUACUCACUCACCCUUUCAUCCUUUUUCUCUUUCACUCACUACCCCAUUCUCUCUUUUUUCUCUUUGACACACUCACCCUUUCUCUCUUUCUUUCCCUUUCACCCCCUCAUUGUUUCUUUCUUUUUCACUCACACUUCUCUCUUUCUCACUCAAUCAGUUACACUUUCUCUCUCUCGCUGACUGACACUAUAUCUUUCUUUCUCUCUCAUCCGCUCAGAUUUUCCCUCUUUCUUUCUUUCCUGCACUCUUUCUCUCUCUCUCUUUCUCACUCACAUUUUCUAUCUUUCUUCCGUUUUCUCUCACUGAGAUUUUCUCUUUUUUCUUUCUCUUUCUCUCUCUCUCUCUCUCACACACACACACUUUCUAUCUUUCUUUCUCACACUCAGCCAGACUUUCUAUCUUCCUUUCUCUCUCUUUCUCUCAUUCAGACACUUUCUAUCUUUCUUUCUUUCUCUCUCUCACUCAUUCACUCUUUAUCUUUCUUUCUUUCUCUCUCACUCAUUAACUUUUUAUCGACAUCUUAUUUUUCUUUUUCUCUCUCUCUCUCUCUCUCUCUCUCUCUCUCUCUCUCAUUGAGACAUUCUCGUUUUCUUUUCUCUCAUUCAGGCUUUCUAUAUUUCUUGUUCACACUCACCCAGACAUUCUCUUUCUUUCUAUGCCUCUCACUUAGAUUUCUAUCUUUUUUCUUUAUCUCUCUCUCUCUCUCUCUUUUCUCUCUUACUCACUUUGAAUCUCUAUCUUUCUUUCUCUUACUAACUCAGACUUUCUGUCUUGAUUUCUCUCAAACUUUCUAUCAUUCUUUCUUUUUUUUUCUCUCAGACUGUCUUCAUUUCUCUUACUCAGACAUUCUAUCUACUUUCUAUCUUUCCAGCUCUCAUUCUCUCACUAACUCAGACUUUCUAUUUAUCUUUCUCUGUCACUCGCUCACUUUCUAUUUUUCUUUCUCUUUCUUUCAAUCACCCUCUUUCUUUCCUUCUCUCACUCACUCAUACAUUCUGUCUUUCUUUUUCUCACUCACUCACUCACGCUUUCUUUUUCUCCCUCUCUCACUCACAUUUUUUAUCUUUAUUUCUCUUUCUCUCGCUCAGACGUUCUAUGUUCCUUCCUCUUUCUCUCACUCACUUUCUAUCUUUUUUGUAUCUCUCACUCACUUUCUAGCUUUCUUUCUCUUCUCUCUCCUACUUUCCUUCUAUCUAUCUAUCACUUUCUUUCCCUCCCUCUCUCUCUCUUUCUGUGUCCUUCUCUAA